Messenger RNA from Cherax quadricarinatus, 1901 nucleotides. The record is from RefSeq and is a predicted model, not a curated record. Lineage: Eukaryota; Metazoa; Arthropoda; Malacostraca; Decapoda; Parastacidae.
AUGUCUCUAUGCCAGGCCAUACCAUCGUAUGUGUACCUUGAUGUCUACCGCACACAGGUCAUGGUGUCGUAUGCUGGACAACAACGGACGUUCCGCCUCUGCAGAGACUAUGAUCAUAUGGCAGCAGAGUGCAGUAAGCGUGGGCAGGCCAGGAGGCUGGCCGGUGGAGCAACAGCCAUUGAUGAGCAGGAGGAUCUCGUACAUGGCCGACAAGGAGAUGGUGGGCAUGGUCAACUUUGGAGUGAAGAGACUGAGGCGCCAGUGGUGGAGUUGGAACUGGAGCUGACGACUACCACAUCACCUACACUGCUGGUGGUACAGCAAGCUUGUAGGGAGGACCAGGUGACUGUGGAAGUUGUGGAAUUCAAUGCAACAAUAGCAUUGGUAUUGCAAACCAUGUUCCCUUCUACAGAUGGUGUCUCCCCGGCUGUGCUGUUGGCCAGUCCGGAGCUCAUAUCUGUGGUGGCCGAGUGGCAGGAGGCGGCUGUGAGUGCUGGUGAGGCUGGCGGGGGCAUGCUGACCCCUGGUGGUGGUGGAGGCUCACCGUGUGGGCACCCCGGUCAUGAGCAUGGAGAAGGACGUUGGGACGAGGAGAGCGGCAGCACUAUACUUUUCGAUGACCAGAAACGAGCAGUUGGGGUUCGUUUUGAUCACCGUGAGAAGGCACGAACUGUGUUAGCCAAGAGAGAAGUGGAGGUGUCAGCCAGGUCGAUUGGUUCUCCACACCUUCUCAUGUUAUUAGGCAUUGGUCCAGCUCAGCACCUCACUGACCAUGGUAUACCAGUGUUGGUGGACCUUCCUGGAGUGGGCAGCAAUCUACAGGACCAUCCAGCUGUCGUCGGCCUCUCGUGGACUGUCAAGCCAGGAUCUGCUUCCAGCUUAUUGGCUUUCAUCAAUCCCGCAGACACUAGAAAUUACAUCCAGAACAGACAAGGUCCUUUAACGAAUCCAUUGGCCGUGGAGGGAUAUGCUUGGAACCUAGCCGAAGAAGGUGACCCGUAUUGGCCAGAGUUUCAAUAUAUUUUACUGUCUGGCACUCCAGCGGCCAACGCUGGACUGGCGCUUACUGAUCUCCCGGACUUCAGUAGAGAUUUCUUCCAUCGGUAUUUUGGACCUAUAAAGGUGAAGCAAGGGUUUACCAUUUUGCCUGUCUUGCUUCGAGAAAAGAGCCGAGGGACUGUACGGCUGAGGUCUGGCGACCCUCACGAGUCCGCUCUCAUUGACCCCAACUUCCUCAGUCACCCUGAUGAUGUUGCUUCCCUAAUACGUGGUGUUGCCAGGAUGUGAGAGAGAGGUGUAUGGAUCUGACAGCUACUGGGCAUGUUAUACACGAUUCACAGCCCAAACUAUAUAUCACCCGGUUGGUACCUGUAAGAUGGGGGGGGUACCCCGUCUUCAGACCCUCUGGGUGUUGUGGACCAUACUCUCAAGUUACGAGGCGUGAGAGGGGUACGGGUAGUCGAUGCUUUUAUCAUGCCCCAGAUCGUGACGGGCAACCUGAAUGCCCCAACUAUCAUGAUUGGUGAGAGAGCUGCUGAUCUUAUCAAGCAAGAUUGGGGAAUCUUGAUCUAAGUCUUGCAAUAAUAUUGCAAGGAUCCCAUUACAAAUACGUCACUUUAACUUGACUGGGUUUUAAUGGGUAAUUUACACGUAUGUUGAUGUGUAAAUCAAUUGUAAAAAUGUAAGUUUGUGAAAGAUAUGUGAAUAAACUUACUUAUAUGAUCAGCCGGGCUGUGGUUCAUACCUCGGUUUACGUGCGGCCAGCAGUAACAGCCUGGUUGAUCAGGCCCUGAUCUGCCACGAGGCCUGGUCACGGACCGGGCCGCGGGUAUACCGUAGUACAUGUAAGAAAUUAUCAUGAUAUAAACACUAAGAGAAUAAAAUCUCACAGUGCAUAUACA